Diachasmimorpha longicaudata is the source of this 3682-nucleotide messenger RNA. RefSeq lists its product as uncharacterized. The record is from RefSeq and is a predicted model, not a curated record. Gene Ontology annotation, cellular component: extracellular region. The transcript is spliced from 10 exons. Gene Ontology annotation, molecular function: protein binding. Bases 167 to 3145 code for a protein of 992 amino acids. NCBI's taxonomy places the organism in Eukaryota, Metazoa, Arthropoda, Insecta, Hymenoptera, Braconidae.
GGAACAGACCUCCACACAUUUCAAAUCUCAAACCAAUUUUCUUUUUCAAAUAUUGAAGACAGAGAGGAAUUCAUAUUAAACAGAUGUCACCGGGAAAUCAGUAGAACUGAUAUUUUAUUUUUAUCGGAUGAAUUGAAGUGAAAAUUGUGAUAGAAAAAUAUUGAGGAUGACGAGUCUACCGUGUAUAAUAUUUCUACUUUUGUUCGGCGUUUUGGUGAUUGAGGGAAGAUAUCAGCAGACAAAACCAGGCUGCCGAUAUGAUGGUAAACGCUACCAGGAGUCCUCAUCGGUAAAUACAAGUGAGCCCUGUCUCCACUGCUCAUGCUACCAGGGCUCCCUAAGAUGUCGUUUACGUGUCUGUCCACGUAUACCAAAUCCACUGCCAUCUGGCUGUACAACAAGAAUUCCCCAUGAGAAUGCAUGCUGUGCUGAGCUCAUUUGCGAUGAUUACCAUAAGAGAGAAAUAUCACGGAUGAGAAAUGCUCAGCUCGACCUCAAAAAUGGUGGAUGCGUUUGGGAUGGAGUUCAUUAUGCGCCUGGCUCGGCUAUGAUGGGCUCACGUAGGUGUGAAUAUUGUUACUGCAUAUCUGGUGAGCGUAGGUGCGUCAGACCAAAGUGUCUAUUGCCAUUACGGGGAUGCACCCCACUUUACGCUCCGUAUUCCUGCUGUCCAGUCGCCUAUAAUUGCACUCAUUCAUUCCAACAUUCAAUUUCACUGUCGGCAAAUGGUUGUAAAAUUGGUAAUCGGUGUUAUGAAGAGGGAGAAAUGGUACGUGACAUUGAAUGGAAGACAAUGUGUGAAAAUUGCUUUUGCGCUAUGGGCGGUAUUCGGUGUGUUCCACUUGCAUGCGCACCACCUCUACAGGGAUGCACACCGAUAGUACGUGAAGGACAUUGUUGUCCAUCGACCUACAACUGCAGCGGAAGCAUUGCAAUGAAAUCGAAGCAGAACUUCGCUUCGUACGCGUUUAUCAGUAAAGAUUACGCGAAAUUUCGAAAGGAGACAAAUUUUUUACUGCCGAGUGAGUCCCAAUACUCGACCAUCGAAGGGAGGUCCCAUCGUGAACAUGACGAUUUACGUACAACUCAGGAACCACUUGAGGAUGACUCAACGAUAUCUCCGCUCGAUGUAACAUCGUCCACAGUCACUUAUGAGACUGAGACGAUGGAUAACGAGAUUCCCACCGAGAGUAUGGAUUAUCCCAAGUCAACCGCGUCAGCAGAGAGCAUCACCCAAUCUUGGACAAGCAGUGAUGAAGCUAUCGAGACAUCUAGUACCAUUGAAAUCUCAACUGGCUCUGGUAACACGACUAUUGAUUAUCGAUUGACAACUGUCAUUGAUUACACACUGAUGAACGAGGAUGGGUCUGAUGUAGUGGUGAGAACAGAAAGUUUAUUGCCAGAAUCCGUUACCAGAGUUCAUAGUCCAAGUCUGGAAAUGAAAACAAAAUCUAGGGAAAAUAUGGAAAACUUCGAGAGAAAUGUAACUACGGAAUAUCCGGAGAUUCUUUUUCAAACAACUUUUGGAAAAGUUGGGGGGAACGUCAGAGGAGAUGUCAAAGAAGCUGUUGUCAUGCCUGGAGAUAUUCUCGUUAUGAAUGUCACACUGAAGACGAAUGUCUCCGUGGAAAUGGUCCAGAAAAUUACGGGAAAUCCGGUGAGGCCUCUGCCACCUGAUGUUGAGAGGAUCGUCAACAUCACUGAUCGGAAGAAGGGACAGGACUAUGAAGAGUACGAUUAUAGUGAGCCCACACUGCCCCCUUCUUUGCCAAAUGUCAGAAUCAUUCCAUUUGUCGCAGCAGACGCUCUUGUGAAAGAUAAAGAAUCAACAUCACCAGUAACAGCUUAUCCCCUGGGCUCAGUAGGCGUUCCACCAGAGCUAAGACCAAGUGACGUGUCCGUCGUUGGUAGUUCUGGCAAUUUCUACGACAUAGUUACCCAGGAGAAUCGUUUCAGUCCACCAGUAGAAACUGAAGGGGGAUUUGUGCCGAGAGAGCCAUCGUAUUUUGAUAGCCCAUAUCACUCGACAGAUUUGAAUCUUGAAAUUGGCACUGGGGUGACAGUCUUCCCUGCUGACAUAACGAAUCCUCAUCGGAAAAACGAUGACAUUACGACGGAGUGCCUUUUAGAGGGACGUCCAUAUCAUCAUGGGGAAUUAUUACCCAGCAGUGGCCACUGCAUCAUCUGCAUCUGUUAUUACGGAGAAAUCUCCUGCUCCGAUGAAAAAUGUUCGCCCGUAAAAUUCGGGUGUCAGAGAAUCCCGGACGACAGCAAAUGUUGCGGUAAAAUUAUUUGCGGCUCGAACGCCGAAGAAUCUCCCACAGUGGUAUUGGACCGAGACGAUUUAAAAUCACCUCUGAAUAUAGAGCGGACUUCCUUCGAUCCCUUCCGGGACGUGAUUCGCACCGAACCAGCCCCAGAUUUGCCUUCGCUCAUCGAAGAUAUGAUUCCCUACCUCGAGCACAGAAUAACCAUCCCCGCCACCACUCCCCUCUCCUUCGAGCCCCAAAUGUCGUUGGCCCAGUCCAAUUUCAAGGAUAAGACUGUGAAUAAAAUCGAGGAUGUUGUCAUCACAACUGAAGAUCCAAAAAAUUCACCGCAAACACUCCCUCCGGGUACAGAUGAUAAAAAUCUUAGAGUCUCCAACAAUUCCUGGACGCAUCACAACGAAGAAGCCCUUCUUUCAUUCGAUUCUGUGCUGGACAUGUUUUUUCCUGAUACCACUCUACCACCAAAGAGCAGUACGACUGCAUCGAUGAGCGCUGAUAGUUCAACAGUUGAAAAUAAAUUAUCUUCAAGGAUAAAAAAUCAAACCCCGAAGGAGGAAAUCAUUGUCGGUGGGGAGGAAAUAUUUUUAGAUAAUAGGAGUGACCCAUCGAAAGACUUUUCAUCCGGGGGAUUGACAAUGCCAAUGAUAUCUGAAAAUGUAACGUUGAAAAAUUCUGGUGAGUUGAGCGAGGAUGCAAAUGGAGGGGAUCAAAAUGACAAGGAAAAUCUGUCUGUUGGUGGGUUAUUGAAGCUGGCUGGUUGCAAUAUCUAUGGGCGCAUGUAUCGAGUUGGUAGGAUAAUUGUGGAGCUCUCGACGCCGUGCCUCGAGUGCCGUUGCACUGAUCUUGGGGUGCAGUGUAAACAGCUCGAGUGUUGAGAUGAAUUAAUGACAACUUAUAAUUGAAUUACGCCGUGGACACGAGUGAAUAAUCAAUAGUGAUUUUAUUUAUUAUCAUGAUAACGCAAUCAUUCUAAUCGCAUAUACAGACUGAUUUUUAACCAAUUAAUUUUAAGGUAAUUAUUACGACCCUGGAGAAUUCUAAUGAGAUAGAUAAUUUUUUUUAUCGGUUUUCGAGAGCCUGAUGCGCUUCCUCGGAGAGCGAUAAGAACUGAGACGAGGAAGAGUCACUAUAACUUGACGAUGAUAUAAAGAAAGUACAUUGUAUAUCCGACAACACAACUCGUAACCCAUUGCUCACAGUUAUGACUACUUUUAUAUCAAUGCGGCCAACUAUUGUCGAGGAGUUAUGAUUGACUACAUAGAAAUUGUUUUUUUUUACUACUUCUGCUAAAGAAGUCCUCAAUGUAGGUUUAAGUUAGAUUUACACAAGAUUACAUUUUCAUUUUGUAAUAACGAUCUCAGUAGUAACAAAUUGUUUUUAACAUCAUGAAAAUAAAUACAUUUGAGAUAUAA